Molecule: messenger RNA, 4093 nt
Organism: Nilaparvata lugens (brown planthopper)
Lineage: Eukaryota; Metazoa; Arthropoda; Insecta; Hemiptera; Delphacidae
Product: protein FAM107B
Exons: 5
Coding region: 105-686 (193 amino acids)
Source: RefSeq, a predicted model, not a curated record
GGGACGUCUGUCGCCGGCCCUUUUUGCCAAACUGGGGAAAUGCAACUCGGAGCCCGACAUGUUGAUCAAGAAGCUGGCGCCUGAUAUGAGCCGAUCCUGUCAUAAUGGCAUUGUCCUCUGCAUACAGGUGCAGGAGGAGAGAGAGAGCUCCGAGAGGGAGAGAGACAACCAGCGGCCGGGCCGGCGGCCGGAUCUGUACGAGGCUGGGGACCAAAAGUGACAGUGAAGACAGUAACAGCGGGGGCGGCAUGAUAAUGAUUCCCGACCACCAUCAGAGCAACUGCAGGGGCGGCAGCCAAGGGGGUGUGGUACCACCUCCACCGCCGCCAGGGGGCGAAGCACUGAUAGUGCCCCGCAAAAUACACAACCCCUGCAUUGAGUCAACCGACCGUCAGAACUUGCAUCGAGAGCUGCUUUUCAAUCAGAGAAUAGGCAAGAACGUCUUGAACCAAAAGUCAGAACUGCAGAAGGCGCUGGAAAAGCAUAAGGACAACCAGGCGCGUAAAGAGGUAGAGAUGCAGAAACAAGAAGAGAAGACGCCAUUAGAGAGAGUCAUCGAAGAGAGAGCAAGGAGGCUAGAGAGUUACGAAAAAGGAAGCCUGGAAAAUGAGUCCAAAUCCUCGUCGGAAAAACCAGAAUUCCUGCAGGUGCAUGCGCGUCUGCGAGCAAGGAUGGACUCCAAGUAGCCGCCAUCUUGGAUUUUCCAGCUCCGAAAAACAUGCUGUACAUAGAUAUUGUAUAUUCUACUCAUUAUUUUAAGUCUCCUGUAUAUAAAUAGUGUAUAACAAUUACCCAGUGCGUACCUAUCUAAAUUAGAGUGGAGUACUACGUAUAUAUAUAUUUGCCCACAAAGGAUUGCCCCAGUAAUGAGAAAUAUAAUGUAAAUUAGGGUAGAAUGACCUCUAUUUUCCAAAACAUAAUGAAUAUUGUACCCGAAAUUUGUACAAAAAAUACUUCCCUCUUUAUCUUGCCUUCUAAAUUUCGUUAGAAUCUCAUACAUUGCCAAAUAAAUAUUUUUUACAAAUUUUGUCGAUUUUGUACUGGUUUUAUUAGAGAUUAUUACAGUGAGAUACACGUUUAAUCUGUCAGUAUUGUUUAAAUGGGAAAGCAUUGGCGUUAUCAAUACCGAAUACUGACAGUUUAAAAUGAAUUUCAUUAUAAUAUAGUUGUAGAAGUCAUGUCUUGAUGAUUUUCUGUAGUUUUAUCAAUAUUUUUAUUCUCAUUAUAUAUAUAGUUGUAGAAGUCAUGUCUUGAUCAUUUUUUUGUAGUUUUUAUCAAUAUUUUUUAUUGAAUAGAGUAUGUUUCAUUCAGAGUUUUUAUCAGGUUUUGUGAGAAUUUCACUAUAGAUGGAUUUAGUGAUGGGAAGCUGAGUCUCCACUAUCCAUAAAUCAUCCAUUAUCCAUUUUCAUCCAUUAAUUAAAUCUUCACUAUUUCAUUAACCAUCCGUUAUCCAUGAAUUUAAUAAUUCGACUGAGUCAUUGUCAAUAUUGUAGAACCGUUCCAUAAUCGAAUAAAACCACAAAUAUGUUGACAAAUUCUACAUUGAUUUAUUUAGUAUACGACCAAGGUUUCGUGACCACACCGGUCACAUUUUCAAGAUGACUGUCAUUGACAGUCAAUGACAGUCAUUGACAGUCAAUGACAGUCAUUGACAGUCUGUCAAUGGUCGUGUACCAAACCAUGGUCGUGUACUAAAUAAAUCAGUGUAGAAUUUGACAACGUAUAUUUGUGUUUUUAUUCAAUCAUUAAUUUAAUUUUGAUUCAUUGAAUGAUGUUAUCCAUAAGCUUCUUGAUUAAAGCUUCACCCUAUAUUUUGUGAACCUCUCAACCAUAGAGCUAUUUCUUUGUUGAAUAUAUAAGAAAAGUUUCUUACAAUAUUUAUUUAAGAAACACAUAAUAAUCACAUUAUCAUAUAGCAUUACCUAAUGAUUUGAAUCAAGUUUAAGAAUUAAUUUUUCACUUACAUAAGAUAUUACAGUUUGAUUAAUGAAUUUUGAAAAGUUAGGCUGCGUACACUGGUUAGUCAAGACAAGUCUAGUCACGUUUAGUCACAAUACUUCACAUAGUUGCUUAUGAAGACAUGUCUAAUUGCAGUGACUAAUCAGUGUGAGUUGCGUCAUAAGCAACUAUGUGAAGUAUUGUGACUAAACGUGUCUGAUCAUGUCUUGUCUUGUCUUCUCUAACUAGUGUGUGCCUAGCAUAACUAGCAGCAACUAUGUGAAGUAUUGUGACUAAACUUGUCUGAUCAUGUCUUGUCUUGUCUUGACUAACUGGUGUGUGCCUAGCAUAACUUUUCAAAAUUCAUGAAUCAAACUGUAAUAAUCUAAUUUCUAAAGGUGAGAAAUCAAUUGAACAAUUUUAUUCAAACCAUUGGGUAAUUCAAUGUGAUGAUGUGAUUACUAUGUGUUUCUUAAAUGAAUAUUGUAAGAAACUCUUCUUGUUUAUUAAUUUUAUUAUUGAUUCAUAAAGUAUAGGAUACAGUACAUAUAUUGAACUUAUGAUAGAAUUAUGAACAGGGCAUGUAUAAUUGAAGUUAAUAGGUAUAAUGAUUGUGGGAACAGUCUUGAUAAAAAUUAAAAAGUUGGCAAUAUUUUGCAGAACAUUUUAAACACAGAAUAUUGGUGUAUUUUUAUUGAACGAUCUAUUUUUAUAAAUGAUAAAUACUUCUUGUAUCUCCCAGGGUUCUCACUUUAAAAAGGUUUGAGGAAUAAUUUGUGGAUCUCUUAGUAGAAUGCUUAAUUCAAUAGAGCCAUUUUUUCAAAUGUUUUACUUAAGUUGAAUUUUAACAGAAUUGAAAAAAAUCUCAGCUUACAGUAACUAUAUAACCAGUAACCAGUAACUGGUUAUAUAGUUACUAACCUAACCUAACCUAACCUAACCUAACUAUAUAACCAGUAACCAGUAACUGGUUAUAUAGUUUUUGUAGUUCAGCUGUAUCAAUCUGUGUGAUUUUAAAUUUAUUCUAACUGUAAUGAGUAACCUUUGCGUGUUAAUUCUAUAUUAUUUAACAUUCGAUUGGUUGGUUGAUCUUUCAAUCAAUGAAUAUUAUAAUCGAAGUACAAAAAUCUCAUACUUGAUUAUCCAAGUUAACAAAGCAUCUUUUCUUAUGCUGUAUUUUUUUAUCUAUUCAUUCAAGAUGAGCUGAAAUUUAGUGUAUUUUUAUUCAUUUAUUAAUUAUUAUCUGAGAGCUUCCUAGUGAACCUUUAAUUUCAAGUACUCUGAGUUCCAUCUUUAGCUUAAAAAAAAUUGAAAGGAACUAUGAUUUGAUCUAAUAAUAUGAAUCUACUGAUCGUAUUUAAUAUUGGAGGAAUCAAUGAUAUGAUCUAAGAAUGUGAAUUAAUAUAUCUAGUGAUUGUAUUCGAUAUUGGAGAGAUCUAUGAUAUAAAAUAAAGCUAUGAAUUGAAUGAAAAAGACUAAGAAAUUGUCAAAAAUUGAAUUUUUGAAAUUGAAAAUUGAAUUGAAUUUCAUUCAAUAUGAAUAAUUACCACAAUAUCAACUUCUCAACUACACAAAAAGUAAAACUAUGAAUCUACUGCUUGUAUUGGAAGAAUCAAUGAUAUGAUCUAAGAAUAUGAUCGAUAAUAUAUCUACUUGAUUUGAAAAAUCCAAGGAUCUAUGAUGUUGUGAUCCAAGAAUAUGGUAUUAUAAAGUUACUAAACAUGUUUUAUAUUGGAAUAACCUGAGAAGAAGAAGAAAAUGUCAAAGGGGUUUGCAGUCUUCCAAUGUAAAAUUUUGUUUAAAAUUAUUCAUCCAAUUUUCAAUCUAUUGAAUCAUCCUUUGCAUUUGCAGCAAAUUAUAUAUUUUCUAGGGCUGUUGGUUUGUUUUUAACAUCAUUCACACUAAAAAUUCUGCAUUAUUGUUUUCCUGUCAUUAAUAUUCUAAUAAUGCAUGAUCCAACUCUAUCUCUGAAUUAUCAUAAUACCAUAGUCUUCAACGAAUAAAUUAAUGGACCCACUAUCAAAACUAUAGUAUUCUAGAGCUGUUGGUUUGUUUUUGACAUAAUUCACACUAAGAAUUCGGCAUUAUUAUUUUCCUGUCAUUAAUAUUCUGAUAGGCCUAAUGCAUGAUCCAACCCUCAUCUCUGAAUUUAUUA